AUGGCCGAGAUGGAAGAACCGACUCCUCCACAAGAACCGACACCCGAACAACGCAACGUGGAGGUUGUAAAACUGGAGGAGGAGGUGCCUCAGCCUGAGGAAGUGGCACAGGCCGCAGAAGAGGUGCCAAAACUCACCGAGGGGGUGCCUGCAGAAGGCGACCAACCGGAUGCGGAGAAUGAUUUCCGCGAGUUGGCGCUGUAA
Molecule: messenger RNA, 204 nt
Organism: Gongylonema pulchrum
Lineage: Eukaryota; Metazoa; Nematoda; Chromadorea; Rhabditida; Gongylonematidae
Source: the annotation of a GenBank genome assembly